UCCUGCAGUCAUGAGGCCCAGCUGAUCUGAGUCACAAGCUAGAGAGAGAGAGGGAGAGAGAGAGAACGAGCUGAACACGUUUUGAUGUGAGGAUAACUUCUGUAGCGUUGGCUCCUCAGCCCUUUAGGAAGAAUGUUUCAGGAAAAUGAAAAACGCUCCAGCUUGUUCUGUUGAUGGGAUGAACUCUCAUCUAAAUUACAGCACAUGGUGACAUCGGGGAUGAUGGAGGCCUGGGACGGGGAUCACCAGGUGAUGGAGGAGACAAAGGUGGAUGUCAGACAAACCAGAAGAGACCAAUCAGCCAACAACAAUACAUCCAACUGGUCAAAUGGUCAGUGUGUCGUGGCGAUGCCGAGCAGCUCCAUCCUAAACCCCAGGUUCGAUCUGUCUCAGUGUCGAGGGAAGCUCCAGCAGGAUGGUUUUGAGAUUCCUGUCACUGACAUGGAGGAGCCUCUGAAAACAGCCCUGGAUGUUUCCUCCAUCAGGAGAUACAUGGUUUUCAAUUCGGGGUUUUUCCACUUCCUACUGGCACCGGUGAUGUAUGUGGUGGUGUGGUGUGCCGUCUUCUCCACUCUCCACCUCUACAUAAGUGUCAGUGAUUACUGGGUCCUCUGUCUCUCCGUCAGCCUCGUCUCUAUCCUCCUCACCACCGCCAUUAUCUACAUCCUCCAUCAAAAUAACAAGGAGAUCAACAUCAACAUAGAUGUUCGGUUGGUCCAGGUGAAUGAGAGGAUGAUCAAAUACAAGCUGCUGGUUGGUGUGGCUGACUGGGUGCAGAACUGCACUGGAAAAAUGCAGUUGUUCUUUGUGUACUGGGACAUGUCCCUCUGUUUGAGGACACUGACUGAAGCUUUAGAUGAGAGCUGCUUUGUGGCUCUCGAGACUCAGAACAAACUGGAGAGCAGGAUGUCACAUCUGGUCUUGGUGGCCAAGGAACCUCCUGUUGACCCUGAGGUCGGGGGCUCAGAUGAGGAGCAGGACUCAGACGAAAACAGGCCUCUGCUGAGGAAUGGGGACACGAGAUGCAGUGCCUCAUCCAGCCCUAGAGGAGGCGCUAUACUCCCCUCUAACUUCAGUUUGGUCCCUGAGGCUUCUUUACCUGCUCAGAGCAAAGCGCAGCAGCUGCUGGUGACGUACAGCGCCGCUUACGUGAAGCUGCUGAUGUCGGACAGGCUGUCGGGGCCGUCCCACCACCGCCUGCGGCCCCGGAGGAACCACUGCACCACCGCGCCCCUGUGCCUCUGCCAGUUCAUCAUGAACAAAAUCAUUCGGUGACAAAACCUCAGCGACCUGGAGAACAAACUGACUUUCCUUAAUGUGAGAAAAUAAUCGCAUUCAUGAUGAACUUCUGACUCUUUGGUUGUUUACAUGCAGACACCAGCUCUGUGUUUGACCCUCCUGGAUGUUUGUUUGUUUGUUUGCUUCCUGCCAAACAUUGUUAGCGGAGAGAACAGCGCUUGGUUCAACUGCUGGGAAACAAUGUUUGUACCCGACAAUCACAGACAGUUAAAUUAUUUGUAUAAAUAAUAGAUUUUUGGGGAUUUUUUAUCUACAGGAUACUAAAGCUGUAUACGAGUGUUUUUAUCCAUGCUUAUGCUUCUAUAUUCACUACACCUACUAGAAACUAAUUAUAUUUAUUUGGCAGCUGCAACUUUUCAGAUUAUAAAUUUUAUGUAGAUGAGCAUAAAUUGUACGUAUAAAAGUUUAUAAAAUAAAAGGUUUACAAGAA
Messenger RNA from Nothobranchius furzeri (turquoise killifish), 1729 nucleotides. It is a transcript of the gene tmem268, whose product is annotated as transmembrane protein 268. NCBI's taxonomy places the organism in Eukaryota, Metazoa, Chordata, Actinopteri, Cyprinodontiformes, Nothobranchiidae. The record is from RefSeq and is a predicted model, not a curated record.